AUGGAAUUGAAAGGAAAGGUCGCUCUCAUCACCGGUGCCUCUGCCGGCAUCGGACUAGCCUAUUCAGAGGAAUUGCUCAAGCAAGGUGCCAAGGUUUCACUAUGCGAUAUCGACUCCGAGAUCGGCGAACAAGUAUCCGACGAAUUGGGCGCAAAGUAUGGCCGAAAGAACGUACUUUUCUGUCAAUGUGAUGUUACUGAUUACCCCCAGUAUGAAGAGGCUUUUGAGAUGACUAUGAAGGUGUUCAAUCGGCUAGACAUCGUCAUCAACAAUGCAGGCGUCAUGAACGACAGAUUUUGGGAACUAGAAGUUGAUGUUAAUUUAAAUGGUGUGAUACGCGGCACUUUGCUUGCGUACCGCUUCAUGGGCAAGGACCGCGGCGGUCAGGGUGGUACAAUAGUAAACACCGCGUCCACAGCGUUCGCUCGCCCACAGGUUUCCACGCCCAUCUACACCGCCACUAACUAUGCGGUUGUCGGACUUACCAGGGCGUAUGGAGAUCAGUACCAUGUCAACUUGACUGGCGUGAGAAGUCUAGUACUGUGUCCAGGCCUGACUGACACAGGUCUGGUAAAGGAAAUACGCAAGCAACUCAUGUCAUCAGAGUACGAAGCAGCCUGGCAACGGGACAACGCCAAUAGUAAAACGCAAAGUGCGGAGCACGUCGGCAGAGCAUUAAUAGAAAUCCUUACUAAGGCGCAGAGCGGCUCCGUGUGGGUAGUGGAGAAUAAUCAACCGCCGAGGGAAUGGCGUGGCUAA
Messenger RNA from Diatraea saccharalis (sugarcane borer), 759 nucleotides. Lineage: Eukaryota; Metazoa; Arthropoda; Insecta; Lepidoptera; Crambidae. The record is from the annotation of a GenBank genome assembly.